UUUAAGGUAGAAUUAUUGCGUGGAUUAAGGUAGAAUUAUUGCGUGGAUUUAGCUGGGAAACUUGCACUUGGCUUUUGUCUUUCUCCAUUUUGAUUUUCCUGAUUGAAAAGUGAUCAAAUAAAAGACGGGUAUACCGGGUAUGCUGAGUACCCUUAUGAGAUGGGCGUGCGACUUAACCAAGAAAUCUCCAAGAUUGGUGUUUUUUCAACCAGUAAGAAAUCGUUUCGGAUUAAACAGAAGAGAAAAAUAUAGGCGACGCAUUGAUGAAUUUAAAGAGAAAUUAGAACAGUCGAAACAGAAAUUACCUUAUCAGGAAGAUGUGAUUCCGCUCCGUCCAUCGCGUGAUUUAUGGAAAGCACUCGGAUUUACUGUUGGAGUUGGAGCUGUAUCAUUUGCGCUGGCUACAGUAUGUGAUCUUAAAAGAUCCAAUAACAGGUGGCGUGAAAUCUACGAAGUGGUCAGUGUAAGAUAUAAUGAAACCAAAAAUCAUUUGUCUAAAUAUCGUCGACUUCGAGAUGGUGUCAAGUGUACUUUUAUACUCGUUGGCAUAAACGUAGUGGUGAUGCUGAUGUGGGGCAUCAGGUCUUGGCAGAUUUUCAUGUGGAGAUGGUUUACAAAUAGUUUUGCUUCAAAAGCUCUUUGUCUUCCAAUGGUAUUAAGUGCUUUCUCUCAUGCAAAUAUGCUUCAUCUUGUGCUAAACAUGUAUGUGCUCCACACAUUUGCCCCUGUUUCCAUCGAUUGUUUUCUUGGGAUUGAGCAGUUUUGGGCUUUCUAUGUAACAGCCGCUGCGGUAUCGUCCUUGGCUGGAAUAACGCACAAAUGUGUAAUAAGGACGAAUCGACGAGCUCUUGGAGCUAGUGGUGCGAUAAUGGCUCUAUUAGUAUACACAUGCAUUAAAUUGCCAGAUGCAAGACUAAAAAUUGUUUUUGUGCCCCAUUUUGAUUUCUCAGCGAAGUCAGCUGUGACUGGAAUGAUUGCUUUUGACUUCAUAUGUUUGCUUCUCGGUUUCAAAUUGUUCGAUCAUGCAGCACAUUUAGGAGGAUCACUGUUUGGAUUAUUCUAUGGUAUGUAUGGUCAGCAUCUUAUCUGGAAAAAAUAUGGUGACCAGAUCCUCAAAUUAUGUGGUCUAAGUGCAGAAAAAAGGCGAGACAUGGAGCGACCACGACGAAGUCGAAGUAUUCCGCCUCGUCAUUCUUGACUUUGUUCCUGAUUUAUAUACGCUUUUUUUUUGCUUCAUUGCUCAUGUGAUUUGAUAAUAUAAGUAUUGGAAGAAAUGACUUCAAGGCAUCCGUAAAGCCUUGUUUUUAGGAAGGGCUGAAUUUUCUUAUUCUCAAUUCUCCUUAAUAUGAUAAGAGAUAAAAGAAAGAUGAUUCCUGCUGAUCUGA
Molecule: messenger RNA, 1385 nt
Organism: Loa loa (African eye worm)
Lineage: Eukaryota; Metazoa; Nematoda; Chromadorea; Rhabditida; Onchocercidae
Product: rhomboid family protein
Exons: 8
Coding region: 140-1198 (352 amino acids)
Cellular component (GO): membrane
Molecular function (GO): serine-type endopeptidase activity
Source: RefSeq, a predicted model, not a curated record